Phyllopteryx taeniolatus (common seadragon) is the source of this 932-nucleotide messenger RNA. RefSeq names its product cocaine- and amphetamine-regulated transcript 3 (gene cart3). Gene Ontology annotation, molecular function: neuropeptide hormone activity. NCBI's taxonomy places the organism in Eukaryota, Metazoa, Chordata, Actinopteri, Syngnathiformes, Syngnathidae. Bases 89 to 496 code for a protein of 135 amino acids. The record is from RefSeq and is a predicted model, not a curated record. Gene Ontology annotation, biological process: G protein-coupled receptor signaling pathway; negative regulation of appetite; cellular response to starvation. The transcript is spliced from 3 exons.
AAUGGUGAGGUGGAGCAAGCUGAUCGCAGGCAUCAAAUAAAAAGGUGUUUGGGGCGUCAUGUAGUCACUAUUUGAGACGUCAGGCUACAUGAUGACGAUGUCAUGCACCGGGAGUCGAACCAUGCAGAGCUCCAGGCGACUCGGUGGCGCGCUCGUGUGCACGCUGAUGCUUCUCAUGCUGCUGCACUCCUGUCCUCUCUCUCAAGCCCAAUUCCUUGAUACCGAAUCUGAGGAGGAGCUGAGCCCCAGAGCCCUGCGUGAUUUUUACCCAAAAGGUCCAAACCUGACCAGUGAGAAGCAACUGCUUGGAGCUCUCCAGGAAGUUCUUGAAAAGCUGCAGGCUAAACGACUGCCAUUGUGGGAGAAGAAAUUCGGCCAAGUACCGACGUGUGACAUUGGGGAACAGUGCGCGGUUAGGAAAGGAGCUCGGAUCGGGAAGAUGUGCGACUGUCCCCGGGGAGCUUUCUGCAACUUUUUCCUGCUUAAGUGCUUAUGAAGCUGCUCGGCUCUCAAUGUAGAAUGUACCAUCAAACGAUAAGAAACUGUCUCUCAAUUCCUUUGCAAUGUCAUAUUUUAUGAAAAGCUGAGGAGCUUUUGUAUAUAUAAAAUAGAAAGCACAAUGGAGUCACAGAAGAGAGAUAUUGUUACACAUACACCGACCUUUAUGACCACGUGCAAUUAGAGUCAAUACAAAUUCUGCUACGUACAAAGAUAAUAAUGCUCAGUUUUGAUUGAGACUUUCAUUACAUUACAUUGCAUACAAGUGGCCAUAAUGAUGUGGUAGGUUGGUAUGCUUAUACACCAGUGUGGUUUCACGAUCUCUUACAUAUACUCAUGUAGAAUUGUUCUAUAAAAAAGUUGUGCAAUGUGGUUUCAGAUGUUUGUGUAUGUAUCAUGGUAGAAAUAAAUGGUGAAUUGUGUUUUGUAAAGCA